AUGGGUAACCACGCUCUUGUCUACGGAGCCAGCGGCAUCACCGGCUGGGCCAUAGUCAACGCCAUCUUGGAAGGCUACCCCACGCCCGAGGACUUUGACAAGGUCACGGCCCUGACCAACCGCCCCUUGACACCGGAGGCCGCCAACUGGCCUGCGUCCCCCAAGCUUAAUGUCGUCAGCGGCAUUGACAUUCUGACCGAUAAAGGCCAAGCGGGCCUCGAGGCCGAGAUGAAGGAGCGCGUCGCCGACAUUGACACCGUCACACAUGUCUACUUCUUUGCCUACAUCAUGGAUGCCGAACCGGCCAAGGAAGUCACGAUCAACGUCGAGCUCAUCAAGCGGGCCGUCACCGCCAUCGAGAACCUGUCGCCCAAGCUCACGUUCGUGGUGCUGCCCACCGGCACCAAGGCCUACGGCGUGCACUUGCUGCAGGACAACUUCCCCUUCCACAGCGACCUGCCUCUCAAGGAGUCGCUGCCGCGGAUACCCGAGCCGUAUGCAUCGCAAAUGUUCUACUACGGCCAGACCGAUAUGCUGUCGGCCAUGUCCAAGGGCAAGCCGUGGACGUGGUGCGAGAUCAUGCCGGACGUGAUCAUCGGUUUUGUCCCCAACAACAACAUCUACUGCCUGGCCCAGCAGCUCGGCACCUACCUGUCUCUGUACCGCGACAUUGAGGGAGAGGGCGCCGAGGUGCAGUUCCCUGGCACCGAGAUAUCGUGGAAGAACCUGUUUAUCGAGAGCAGCCAGGACAUGUGCGCGAAGGUGUCGAUUGUGGCGUCUCUGCACCCCGAGAAGACGUCCGAGGAGCGCUACAACGCGGCAGACAGCAACAACGCGGCGUCGUGGAGCCAGAAGUGGCCCGUGAUUGCCGCGUACUUUGGCCUAAAGGGCGUGGCACCGCCGGCUGGCGGCCAGGGUCCCGACCCGGUCAACUACCUGGCGGACCACUUUGAGCAGUGGACGGCGCUGGAGAAGAAGCACAGCCUCAAGAGCGGCCGCGUCGGCAGCCAGCGCGCCUUUGGCGGCUUUGCCUACUUCAUCAUGACCAUGCUGAACUUUGACCGGCAGAUGGACAUGACCAAGUGCUUCGAAAUGAUGGGCAAGGACAAGGUCGAGUACACGACCAAGGACGCCUUCUACACGGCCUUUGACCGAUUUCGUGCGGCCAAGAUCAUUCCGUGA
Sporothrix brasiliensis 5110 is the source of this 1182-nucleotide messenger RNA. Its product is annotated as sirQ protein. The transcript has 2 exons. The coding region runs from base 1 to 1182 and encodes 393 amino acids. NCBI's taxonomy places the organism in Eukaryota, Fungi, Ascomycota, Sordariomycetes, Ophiostomatales, Ophiostomataceae. The record is from RefSeq and is a predicted model, not a curated record.